Messenger RNA from Acanthamoeba castellanii str. Neff, 3663 nucleotides. RefSeq lists its product as uncharacterized. Gene Ontology annotation, molecular function: actin filament binding. The record is from RefSeq and is a predicted model, not a curated record. Lineage: Eukaryota; Discosea; Longamoebia; Acanthamoebidae. The coding region runs from base 1 to 3663 and encodes 1220 amino acids. Gene Ontology annotation, biological process: cell adhesion. The transcript is spliced from 12 exons.
AUGCUCCUCAAGGAGAAGCGCUUCUCGCCCGAGGACCGUAAAAUACUCGAGGGCCAGAUCGUGGAGCUGGAGAAGGAGAACAAGGAGCUCAAGACCAUCAAGGAAGCCUUCACCAAGCUCAAGGACGCCUUCGCCAAGCUCGAGGCCGAAAACGUCCAGCUGCGGGGACUGGCCGACCAGAACGCCUCGCUCAAGACCGUCAUCGACAACCUCACGAAGCUCGACCACCAGCGACAGGUCCAGCUUGAGCAGCACAGGACUCUCCUGGAGCAGGCGCGCAACACAAUCGCGUUCCUCAAGCAGACGCUGGAGGAGAAGGGCAUCGUGUACGACAUCAACGCCCUCAACUCCCUGAGCAAGGGCAUGGCCGGUUCCAAGUGGUCGCUCAUGGAGGAGCUCGAGCGGCGACUCCUCGAGAUCCUCCAGGACAAGUCCAAGUCCCGGGAGGAGAUGAAGGAGGCAAUUUUCGCCGAAAUCGGAGGCAGCGUCGCGCGUCUGAUUGAAAUGGAGGACGAGCGGGAGAAGGAAAAGGACGAACGGGCGAUGCAGCAGCAGGAGGAGGACAGCGGAGACGAAGAGGGGAUGAACGGCGAGGACAAGGCCAAAAUGGACGAGAUGCUCAAGACUCUGAACGACCGACUCGACGCCGGCGGGAACGGUGCGGCCGCGGCGGCCAGCAGCAAGAAGGCCAAGAAGAGGGCCAACAAGCGGAAGAAGAGCCCUCGCGGAGGGAAGCAGAAGCAGAACGAAGACGACAGCAAGCUGCGAACAGAGAACGAAGAGGAGAAGCACCUCGCCGAAAAGCUUCGGCAGAAGAUCGCCGAGAGCCUGGGCCAGAGCAAGGUGGAGAACUUUGACACGCCGCUGGAGUGGGCGCGCUUCGUGCAGGCCAGCAUCGACGAGUGGAAGCGCGACGUCGAAGAGGUCAAGCGCAAGCACCCACCACCAGCCGCUGCAGCUACAGCUACAGCUACGCAGAACGACACGCCCGUCGACAACAAACAAUCAGCCCAGCCACCGGUGGCGGCGGCGGCGGACAGUGGCGUCAGCUCGCCCCGAGGGGAGUCAGCGCAGACUCGCGCCGCUUCCGAGGGAGGCAAAAAGCGGCGGAAACAGCGAAAAAAGGGUAAAGGCGGCCAGCAGCAGCAGAAGGACGCGGAGAAGAGGGACAGCAGGGACCCGUCUCCAUCGUCCAGCGGCGACAUGGACGUGGUCGUGGAGGUCGACAUCGAGCCCGAGAGCUACGUCGUCGACGAUGAGCCGCCCACCGCAUCGUCGCUGUCGACCACCACCACCCGAAUCGUCGUCUCGCCGCGUUCUUCGGUGCCUUCGGCGACUUCCGCUGGUGAGCCCACCUCGCCGCGGCAGAAGUUCUCGGGCGCUGAGUCUGUCGACAGCAAGUCGCGCGUGGCACAAAUGCGUCGACGCAAGCUUCAGCGCAACCUCAGCCUGGGCGAGGAGAUGAUCCUCUCCCUGUCGCGCGAGGACGAGGAGCGACAACGGCACGAGGAGGUCGAGAAGCUGACCCGGCUCAAGGAGCGGGUGUGCCGGCUGAAGGACGAGCGCGCAGAGUGGCAGCGCGACCGGGAGGCGCACGAGGCGCUCCAGGCCGAGCACGAGCGGCUGCAGGUGACGGCACGCAAGGCCCGCGAGGAGUGGAAUGCGAAGCAUAAGGCGCUUGUCGACAAGAUCAAGGCCAAGGAGGAGCGCCUGGGCGCCAUGCGCCGGGCGCUCGAGGUCAAGAAGCGGCGCAUCGAGGAGUUCAAGAAGGUGGUCGAGGCCAAGGACGCGCAGUUGAACGAGCUCAAUGUUAAGGUGGCUGCCCACGGCGACGCCCAGGCCCUCGCUACCAAGGAGGGCGAGUGGGCCAGGCUCGAGGAGGAGCUGCGGCGGCAGACCGAGGCCCUGGCCGGCGAAAUCGAAUCGCGGAAGGCCAACGAGGCCCGGCUGGCCGGCGAGAUCGAGUCCCUGUCAGCGCAGCUCGCGGCGCGCGGCAAGGAGGGCGAGUGGGAGGCGCGCGAGGAAUGUCUGCGGAGGGAGAUCGAGCAGCUGGGCGCGCAGAUCAAGGAGGUCGAGUGCGAGAAGCGUGCGCAGCUCGACGCCAAGGACCAGGUCAUCGCCGACCUCAACCAACGGGUCGAGAACACGGAGACGGCGCUGCGCGAACUUAAGGAGGCGCUGGCGACCAAGAGCGGCGAGCUCGAGAAGGCGACGGAAUCCGAAGCACGUCUGCGCGAGGAGCUGGAGACCAAGGAGGCGCGGCUCAAGGAGGCGCUGUCGACGCAGAGCCACGACAGGCAGCGCAGCGAAGAAGACGCGGAGGAGAAGAUCAACCUCGAGAACCAGAUCAAGCGGCUCGAGGACAUGCUGCACUCGCUCAUCGAGGAGGUCGACAAGAAGCGCAUGCGCGAGGAGGAGCUCCUGGGCGAGAUCGUCAAGCGGGAGGAGACGAUCAAGGAGCUGCAGCAGAAGAUCGAGCAUCUCGAACAGCUGCUCAACCGACAGAAGGCCAAGCGCCGGGUCAAGCAAACCCACAGCAUGCGGCUACAGCGGGAACUCGUGGAAGCGCAGCAGGCUCUGGAGGAGCAGCAGCGCAUGGCGGACAAGCUCAAGCAGGAGAUGGAGCAGCAGGAGGAGGACAAGCGAAAGGAGCUCGAACGGGUGCAGAAGGAGAUGGAGAUGAAGUCCAAGGAAGAGCUCGAGAAGGAGAAGGAGCGCAUGCAGAAGGAGAAGGAGAACCAGAGAAAAGAGUUGGAGAAGAAGCACCAGAAGGCGGGACGGGCGAAGGACAGCGAGCUGCUGGCGGCCUUCACGGCUGCCGCCAAGGAGCAGGUGGAGAUGGCCCUCACGCUUGCCAGAGAGGCCGAGAAUGUUGUGGAGCGAAUCGAGGAUGUAGAUAAGAAGGCCAACGCCGCCAAUUCGAUCCGCCAGCUCAAGGAGUGCAGCCAGGAGGUGAUCAAUUGCGUGGAGGCGACCUCCAACGACCCGAGCAACCUGCAGAUGCAGCAGGCGCUGAUGCAGAAGCAGCGAGAGCUGGGCCAGGCCAUCCAGCGGGUGGUGAUCCACACCACGGUGGAGGGCGCCACGGCCAAGACCGAGCUGGAGAGGGCCGUCGAGGCCAUGGCCAACGCCACCGGCGCCGGUGUGGGCGACAAGAGCGCGGCUGCGGACGAUGCCAAUGCCGACAACGUCACCGUCAUGGCUGCAGCCCAGGAGGCCAUCCAGGAAAUCGAAUAUGCCUUCACCCUCGCCCCAGCCACGGGCCAACUGUCGAUGAGUGGUGGCCAGCCGUCGGAUUCGGUGACACUGGCCGGUCGCAUCUUGGAGAAGGUGAAGCGAUUCGCGCGGCUGCUGAAGCAGGUGGCCGCCAAGACGGAGGACCCCAAGUUCAAGAAGGAGAUGCUCGAGUACUCCAACAUCCUGCCCGAUCGCGCCAUUCAGCUCAAGAUCAUCGCCGCCGUCAAGUCCUCCUCGGCCCGAGACGAGUCAUCACAGCUAAGCAGCGCUGCUCAGGGCCUCAAGGUGUCGAUUCAAGAGUCACUCGAAAUCUUGAGCGUGGCUUCGCUCAAGAAGGGCCUGGCGGCCACUAUCAACCAGGUGUCGGCACUGAAGAGCCUCAUGAGCGCGUGGAAGAACUCCAACACUCUCGUCUUCGAAGUCUAA